UUAUGAAGUGUAUGUGUAUUGUGUGUGAUUUAGACGAUUCUAACCUCUUCUUACACGUUGAGCGAAUCAACUCUGUAUUACAUUUAUUGGUGUUAACAUUUAUUUAUAAUAUAUUGUAUGUAAUUUUUUGAAUCGUACUGAAAGGCACUUUUGCAUUACUAUGUUCUUAACAAACGUGUUGUUGAAAAAGGCAAAGAGCAAGCAUGUCUUAGUCAUUGCAGAAAGUGUUGUAACUGGUCAUCAAUUGGUCCGCAUUAGAGACAGAUUGGCUGAUAAAUUAGAAUUUAUAUUCUUUGAUCCUUAUAUUCAACAGAAGACGCUGUAUAAAGAAAAGAAAAAAUUACAUAGUUUAUAAUCUAUAAAUAUAUACUAUUAUGUAUUAUUUAGAAAUUUCCUGUC
This is a messenger RNA of Wasmannia auropunctata (little fire ant), 399 nucleotides long. RefSeq names its product 39S ribosomal protein L33, mitochondrial (gene mRpL33). Gene Ontology annotation, biological process: translation. The transcript has 3 exons. Gene Ontology annotation, cellular component: mitochondrion. Bases 161 to 355 code for a protein of 64 amino acids. The record is from RefSeq and is a predicted model, not a curated record. Lineage: Eukaryota; Metazoa; Arthropoda; Insecta; Hymenoptera; Formicidae.